GCUUAUCACAGGGAUGGGUGUUAACAGCAAGAAGCGGAGCCAUCGUGUUCUGCUUGUUCUAGACAGCCCUAGCAAAAGCCAAAAAGACAUGUCACCAGUAAGUUCUCCUCAAUGUCGUUCUACUCAAUGUCGUUCUCCUCAAUGUCCUUUCUACCUUCGGACACCAUUCUCACGUUCUCACAGCCCCUGACACCAUUAUCCAGAGACGAACAUGCAUUUCAGAUCGUCGAAAAGGGGUUCAAGAAGAAGUGGUUACAUACGAGCAAAUACGCGCAGAUCCAUGCGAUAUAUGGCAUCACCGAGGGCGACUUGGCCAGGUCCUAUCGCGGGAAGCGGUUCGCCCGCAGUAUGAACGGUGGUGUGUACCGGCACCUGUUCCACGGGACGCGGCGGGCAUGUCGGAUUGGCGACCCAGGCACCGGAUUGUUGACGCCGUGCCACCGCGAGAGCUGCAGCCUGUGUGGCAUCUUGCGGAAGUCUUUCACGAUCACCGGAGCGAGACCCGGGAGCAUGUUUGGUCCCGGAAUAUACACGACCGAGGUUUCCUCGAAGGCGGAUAUCUACGUGAGAAACCACCACGUCCGCUCGAACAUGCACGCUAUGCUGCUCUGCCGCGUUGCCUACAACCGGCCCCAGCUUGUGUCGGUGGCAGACCAUUCGAGGAUUUGUCCGGACGCUGGCUACGACUGUGUCGAGGCCGUCAGGCUGGUCGAUGGCGGGAGCGUCGAUUACCCAGAGACUGUCGUGUACCGAGACGACGCCAUUGUCCCAGUGGCACUUAUCAUGUACACGCGGCAGGGAUGGGAGCCCUAA
Lasiosphaeria miniovina is the source of this 813-nucleotide messenger RNA. RefSeq lists its product as uncharacterized. The transcript has 6 exons. Gene Ontology annotation, molecular function: NAD+ poly-ADP-ribosyltransferase activity. The record is from RefSeq and is a predicted model, not a curated record. The coding region runs from base 112 to 813 and encodes 233 amino acids. NCBI's taxonomy places the organism in Eukaryota, Fungi, Ascomycota, Sordariomycetes, Sordariales, Lasiosphaeriaceae.